AUGCUUGGAUCUGGCACAUCCAACGCAGGUCAUCCGUUUGACGAGGGGCUGCGGCUCUUAGAGACGCUGGAUACCCCUUCAGAAAGCCCUGAAACGGCGCUACUGCCUCCAAUCCCGGGGGAUGCUGACAGCAGCAGCAGUACACCCAGCCCCAGCCCUAAUAGCGCCAGUCCAGCUGAGCCGAAAGUGCUGAUGAUCCCUGGCAGCCCAGACGCUGACAGCAGCAGGAGCCCCGGAGCUGUCUCUGAUCCAGCCAUUGACACCAGCGGAUCCGCCUACACAUCAGGCCUAGUGCAAGACAAGCCAGCUGCAGCACCACAGGGCACUUUUCCAGCGGUACAGAAUGACACUCCUGCCAGCACUCCACCGGCAGAUCGCAGCCCAACUGCAAAGCCAGAGAAGACAGGAGCUGAUAACGCUGUACAAUCCUCUGAGCCACAGGACACUGCAGCGCUGACCGCGCUGAUCAGCAGAGACCCAAACGUGAAGCUGGGCACGUUUGUGCCGGACGAUGCAUCUGCCUCGCUGACUUGCUCAAUUCCUGAGCUGCUGGCGACAGAUCCAGAAUUGGAGGUGAGCAAGGGCCAGACUCUGCUGGCAGCCGCCAUCAGGGGCCCGCUGAAGGGGAAUUUCUGCCCGGGCAAUACAGGCGCGCCGUUUGUCGGCUGUGCACCGGGUCACUUCUGCCCCACGCCGGGCGAGCAGCACCGGUGCUUCGCGGGGACGUACUGCCCAAGGGGUUCCUCAAGCCCGCUGCCCUGCCCGGCUCUGGCAGUGUGCGCAGCUGGCUCUUCCUUCCCAGCGUUCAAUACGGCGGGGCUGGUGAUCAUGUGCCUUGUGCUGCUGCUGUACGCUGCUGCCUUUUUUGGAGUUGUCCACUUCCAUAAGCAUCAGAAGCGGCUGCGACAGCCAUAUGAAGCGCUCCGGGCGCAGAUGUGGCACCUUCUCAACGACCAGAUACGUGCGACGGAGGGGUUCAGGUUCCAGGGCAUGCAGCCAAUAAGGGACCAUGUGGAGAUCACAUUGAGCGAUCUCUCUGUUUCGCCGCCUGCCAAUGGCUCACCGCUCCUGAAAGGCGUGAGCGGAAGGAUCCAGCACUCGAGGCUGACGGUGAUGCUGGCGCCGCGCGAAUGCGACUUGACUAAUCUGGUCAAGGUUUUGUCGGCGCGCGUCCCCCGGGGCACGAUCCUAUCAGGGUCUGCGAGCGUGGCAGUGGGGGGGAGCUCUGCCAGCCUGGCACAGUGCCGCCGUCUCAUUGGGUUUGCCUCAAAGGUGGUAGCACUAUUCGAUGACCUGACAGUGUCUGAGAAUCUGGAGUACACCGCCAGGCUCAGGCUGCCGACGUCAGUGUCCAGUCAGCAGCGGCGCGCAAUUGUGGAGGACGUGCUCCGGCUGCUGCAUCUUUACGAGAAGAGGGGCGUGAUGUCGCUGCACAAGGGAGCCGCACUGAUGGAAAGCAGCAGCCUUAAUUGGCGGCUGAGCAUGGCUCUGGAGCUUGUUGCCUGCCCUUCCCUCCUUGUGGUGGACUGCGCACCCGACAGCUUGGACCCGUUCCAGUCGGCGCUCUUCCUGGAUUGCCUUAACCUGCUGGCUGGGCUCGGCAUGACGAUCAUCACCACAUAUCUCCCUGGGCAAGCCUACGCGCGGAGUGCGCCAAACGUGGACAUUUUGCUUCUUAGCCGGGAUGGUCUGACAGUGUACAAUGGGCCACUGCGCCUGACGGUCCCCUACUUCCUGUCCAUCGGACUGGGGGGCCUGGGCCGCGGCUGCAGCGACGAUACUCUCCUGGAUAUUGUGUCCAGCCCUGAAGCCAGCACGCCCCUUCUAGACGGCCAGUCGCUGGCGGACGCGUGGGCCGAGCGCGCGACGGAUCCGUGGACGCAGAAGGCGCUGCGACCAAAUGCCGAAGACGCGGCUGGCCGCCCGAUGGAGGCCGCGGCAGAACCGGUGCUGCAUGCGCACUCUUCACAGCGCUUCGACCUCGAGAAGCUUCUGCCGCUCUCUGUUGCUGUGCUGCAGUCCGCCGCCGGCAACCGCGGCCCCGACACUGCUGAAGAGGUCACUGCGCGCACGGAGCUGUGCAGCACGGACGUGCUGGACCUGUUCGCAGCCUUCGGCCUGCCGUGCUCCGCCGCAGCCUCGCCCUGCAUGCUGCUGUCCGCCAGCUCAGCGUGGUCCACGCGGCCCUGCGCACCGUUUCCUCCGCAGGACUCAGCCAAGGAGGACCUGUCUCACGCGGCGUCCCAACCUGCGGCCGGCGCGGCAGUGACACUGGUGCACUUUGUCACGUGGCUCGUGCAGCAGGCGGCCGUGCGCCGCGCUAGAGCCCGGGAGCACAGCGCAGCGCAGCGCGGCGGCGGCCAAAGACAAGGUUGGCCGGGGGCGCUGCCUUCCUUGCGCGUUGGCGGCAACGGGGGUGAGGGCCAGCUGAGCAGUGAGCAGGACGGGGGUGGAAUUGAAAUAGAAAUGAUGCCGCGGCAGAUGUUCAUGUCAAUUGACAUCGAGAACGACGCCCUGGGCCACGAGGCCGAUCCGGAGGAAAUUGACGCAGCUGAGCCGCGGGCCAGCUCUACUAAAAGGCUCUUGACAACUUUCAACCGCGAGGGGUCCAAGGAGCUUCAGCUCCCAACGGCAGAAGAGGCACACAUGGUGCGCAAUGGCAGCCUGUCACGAGCAUCAAUGGGCGCUCGCGGCUCCAUAGAGCUGGCACGGUCGGACGCGGCAUCAGUGGCGGCCGACGGCGGCGGCCGGGAGCCAGUGCCCCUCAGGGAGCGCAGCUGGGGGGACCGCUCCUCCGGCGGUGGUGGCAGCGGUGGUGGCCUGGGGGAGGACCCGGGGGACCCCGAGUCCCCCGGCCCGCGGCCGCCAAGACGGCCGCGCAGCAUAUGCGUGAUGAUGUCCCAAUGCUUCAAGGGGUCGGGCGUGGGCUGCCGGAAGGGCGAGCAAGCGGAGCUCGUAGAGAAGAAGUACCGGCGCAGGAGAGCGCCCAGCUGCCUCCAUCAAACCGUGUACUGCAUACAGCGGGCCGCGCUACAGUGGAGGCGCCAUCUUGGAAGCCUCACGAACUCGUUGGUGCUCGCUGCAUCCGUGGCAUUCGCAGUGGGGCUGCUCUGCGCGAGCUCGCUGGACAUUAGUAAUACGCCGGCUGUUCUGCUGCGGUGUGUGCUGGCGCUCGCACUGUGCUGCGCUCCAUGGGCCUUGCAGCCCUUCUCAGCCGCCCGGCGCCACCUGGCACACCAGGAUCUUGGAUGCCUGUACACGCUCGCGUUCUAUAUUGGCACGGCGUUGGUCGAUCUCAUCAAUGUCAUGAUCCGGCCACUCGCCUUUGGUGGCGUCCUCCUGUGGGUGCUGCCCCUCCAGGGAGGGUACGAUUGGUAUUCGUUAUCCUUCUUCCUCGUGUCGCUGUACACGGCGAAUGCCGGCUAUGCAGCCGCCGCGCAUCUGCGGCAGAGGACUGCCACAGCCGUGCUGCUGGGCGCUAUCUUGGUGGUGGGACUGCUCUUAUCUGGCGCAGUUGCCCCGACCGCUCGCUCUCUCUACCGCACCGCCCGGCCCCUUCACUACCUGCCAGGCCUGAGCUUCAGCAGGUGGUCUGUUGAGAUGGCUACAAUAGUGGAGUACGCCGCCGUGCCCUGGCACAAGCAGCACCUCGCUCUCUUCAAGCUUGCCCAAACAGGCUUCUGUGGAAUGGACAGGCCGGCGCUGGCGGUGCGGCUGGACACGGGCGAUGACGUGGCGGCACAUGUGGCGGCCGCACUCAACCCGGCCGCGCUUGCCGCCGACCCCCUGUCUUCAAUAUUCGACAUUCUCAGCAGCGCCGCGCCGCAGCUCGGCCCCCAGCUGGCGAUGGGCCUCCAGUGCGUGCUACAGAGCGCGACUCAAAAAGGCGCAACCGCGGAAGCCAAGUGCGUGCUGCAGACCUGCCAUGCAGCAUUGGACGCGGAUGUCCGCAACAUGUUUCUGCUCACGCUGUCUCUGGUGGUUCUGGCGCUAUUCGGCCUGCGGCGAGGAUUCCAGGCCAUUUCUGCAGCCUUGAAGUGGGCUGCACUCGCUCUUACACAGAAGUGGAGCCGGAUCAAUGUGAAGGAGGGCUUGCAGCACAUGCCUCGUCUGAAGCUGCCGGUCAAGGGCUCAAGGAAAGCGAAGUCAUGA
Coccomyxa subellipsoidea C-169 is the source of this 4152-nucleotide messenger RNA. RefSeq lists its product as hypothetical. The coding region runs from base 1 to 4152 and encodes 1383 amino acids. Gene Ontology annotation, cellular component: membrane. Gene Ontology annotation, molecular function: ABC-type transporter activity. The transcript has 22 exons. NCBI's taxonomy places the organism in Eukaryota, Viridiplantae, Chlorophyta, Trebouxiophyceae, Coccomyxaceae. The record is from RefSeq and is a predicted model, not a curated record.